AAAGUAGUACACAUGCUCGCCCCAAGCAGUCGGAUAUUAAUCACUCAGUAUGGAUCAAGUCGGGUAAUACCCGACAGAGCGAAAUCAAAUUAGCAUAACUACCUAAAACGUAAAAAAGUUUAUUAUGGCGUAAUUGUAAACAAAUUUCAUCCAACUUGAGCAAUUCCAUGAAAGAGUGAUGUGGUCAAUUCCAUGAAAGAGUCAGCAGCUAAGGAUCUUCUGAAUGUGAGUGGUGACGAUUAUAAGUACAAGAAGCUUCUGCAGGAUCUCAUAGUUCAGAGCUUGCUUAGACUGAAGGAACCUGCUGUCUUGCUGCGAUGCCGUGAGGCGGACGUCAAUCUGGUAGAAUCUGUCUUGGAAUCCGCCAAAGAGGAAUAUGCUGAAAAGGCACAGGUUCAUGCACCAGAAAUUCUGUUGGACCAUCAAAUCUAUCUGCCACCUGCUCCUAGCCACCACAAUGUUCAUGCUCUUUCUUGCUCUGGAGGUGUGGUCCUGGCGUCCCGAGAUGGAAAGAUCGUGUUUGAGAAUACCCUCGAUGCACGUCUGGAUGUUGUGUUCCGUCAGAAGCUCCCCGUGGUAUGAACACUGUUAUUCUCUCUAUUUUUACAUUCUUCCAACAGAGAGUUGACACUAUUAUGUUUGGUAGAAGAAAUGAAUCAGGAUUGGCUGAGUUCAUUUUCCUUUCCGAUUAGGAUUUGAUCGAGUUCUAGAAAAAGUAGAAUUGAUGGCUAUGAAAUGUUUACAGCAAUGCAAGGUAACUAAUAGGAUGGGUGUGUGUUUAAAAACGAUAUAAUAAAAAUCAGGUAACUAUUACAGGCAAGUAGAUUCUUGUUGCAAAGGAACAAAGUUGGAAACGAGAUUUAAUUUAUUGAUGUGACUUUGGGAUUUGAGUAAGCUAUGAGGAAUAGGACGAAUUGUUGCUAAAUUUGGAAUGUAAAAUGUGUAUUUGUUUCAUUGAUUAAAUCAAACCUUUUCCCAUUCACUUCUUUUCUAGAGCAGGAACAAGCACUCCAUGCUUUAACUUCCUCCCCAUAGAGCGUUUUCGUAUAACGUCUUACCCUGCCUCUGCCUUCCUUCCAUUAUCGCUUGAUAAUAGAACUCUUGCUUCCCAGCUAUUGGGAUUCCUGAAAGUUGAAUCUUAGGAUGAACGUUCCUGUUCACCUCCGUUCCUGAAAUAGAUUCGCAUGUCGACGACUGUUGAAAACUGUUUGGUGUGGAUUAAUGUGGAUUACCUUUCAAACCUGAACUGAAUUCUUUGCUUGUUCUUGUUGUGUGUUGCAGAUCCGCAAGUUACUCUUCAGCCAGGUUGCUGCUUGAUGUCCGUGAUUGUAUAAUUGUUUUCACGUAUUAUGAAUUGCCAACUCUUAUGUCCAGAAACUCGAUGGUUUUGUAGAACAUAUCACCGAUUGUUUGGGGUUGUGUAUUUUUUUCGUGUUUGCCAAAUAACUUGCUAUUCGUAGAGAAUUCUGUUGUUUUCGUUAGUGUAUGCAAUAAUAAACAGAACGAAAAAAAUGUUUGUGGAAUUCAAGUGGUGACUUUUGUGAUUGAUCA
This is a messenger RNA of Linum tenue, 1551 nucleotides long. NCBI's taxonomy places the organism in Eukaryota, Viridiplantae, Streptophyta, Magnoliopsida, Malpighiales, Linaceae. The record is from the annotation of a GenBank genome assembly.